CUAACCUGGAUUGACAGCCCUGACCAUACAGCACUCCAGGCUGUGAGAACUGCUACGGGGUGGUUAGCAUUCCAUCCUUGGGUCCAUGUGCCCACCCCAGGCCCAGGCAGAGGUGGGUUCCGCCAUGGCUGAGAAAGCUGAGCUGGUGCGUGCCUCCAGCCCAGGGCCUGCUCCUCUCCCUAAUCUGGCCUCACCUGGGCCCCUUCCUGCAGAGGUGGACCACCGAAACCCAUGCACCCCCUGGUUGCCUCCAGGUGUGCCAGUGAUAAACCUGGGUCAUACCAGACCCACAGGGGCAGCCAUGCCCACCACAGAGCUGAAUGCUCUUCGACCCUCCCUGCUGCAGCUAGCUGCCUUGGGAACGGCUCCGCCCACCCUGGCCCUGCAUUACCAUCCCCACCCUUUCCUCAACAGCGUCUACAUUGGGCCAGCAGGACCAUUCAGCAUCUUCCCUAACAGCCGUCUGAAGCGAAGACCAAGCCCUGGGCACCAACCCCAGAAGGUGGCUCGUCGAGUGUUCACCAACAGCCGAGAGCGCUGGAGGCAGCAGCACGUUAACGGCGCCUUUGCGGAGCUCAGGAAGCUGCUGCCCACCCACCCGCCAGACCGGAAGCUGAGCAAGAACGAGGUGCUGCGCCUGGCCAUGAAGUACAUUGGCUUCCUGGUGCGGCUGCUGCGAGACCAGGCGGCUGUGCUGGCCUCUGGCCCCAGCGCUCCCGGGCCCCGCAAGCCGCCGGUGCACCGGGGAGUGGAGGGCGGUGCGCGCUGCGGGGCCCGACACAGCGUGGAGGCUGCGCGCUCACGGCCCGUGCUUCCUGGGGACUGCGACGGCGACCCCAAUGGGUCGGUGCGAACCAUCAAGAUGGAGCAGACGGCCCUGAGUCCUGAGGUGCGGUGACCCAGGGCAGUGGCCCCUCACCUGCUGCGCAGUGAGCUCCCUGUAAAGGGGACUGAGGUCGCCCAGAUGAAACGCCCUGUAGCUCUGGAAGGGUGGCCGGCGUCUCAGGGGCCCCGCAGACUUCUAAGAAAAAUUCCCCACCGGCUACUUGAGGUGGCCUGGCCCGUGUCCUCUUCUCUGGGCCAAGGCCAGAGACUCAACAAAGCAAAGUGACUAUGGGAUCCUUAGGGGUGCUUGGAGAGGUAGGGAAGGGUCUGGAGGCCUUCCCGGCGGCGCCCCCUGCUGGAGGCGGGAAGCCCCCGGACAGUGUGUAGGAGGAGGACCCACCCCAGCGAGCCCAACUGGUUGCGCUUGAUCCAUGAUCCUGUUAAGCGCGUUAACGAAGACUCAGACACUCUUGCAUUUGUUUUUCUUUAUUUCUUUAUUUCACAUACACAUUAGCCAUUCAAUGGAGAAGCUGGAGAGAGUCAGGCAAAGAUGGUAUAACAGAAGCGCAGUGACGGGGUGGGGCG
Molecule: messenger RNA, 1410 nt
Organism: Onychomys torridus (southern grasshopper mouse)
Lineage: Eukaryota; Metazoa; Chordata; Mammalia; Rodentia; Cricetidae
Gene: Lyl1
Product: LYL1 basic helix-loop-helix family member
Exons: 4
Coding region: 86-898 (270 amino acids)
Biological process (GO): regulation of transcription by RNA polymerase II
Molecular function (GO): protein dimerization activity; DNA-binding transcription factor activity, RNA polymerase II-specific; RNA polymerase II cis-regulatory region sequence-specific DNA binding
Source: RefSeq, a predicted model, not a curated record